AUGUUCAAGAUCAAAGAGUUGCUGUAUCGCUAUGGACUCUGGACUGUGGAGCAGCCGCUGCCGAACAGCUCCAACUGCACCAUAUGCUUCGACAUGGCCAACGACGAGGACGAGGUCUUGAUUGUGCACCGGUUGCCCUGCGGACAUUUGUUUCACAAGAACUGCAUCUUGCGCUGGCUGAGCUGCAACAACGUCUGCCCCAAUUGCCGGCGCGAGGUGCAUGCAGCAGCCCCGCCCCGCCGGGAAUAUCAGCAUAUGGGCGCCGAUCAUCAGCCCGUCGGCGCCGCCGUGCUGCUCUGGCCACGCGGUCGUCCACCGGUCUCCACCUACGUGCAUCGCCUGCAGCCGGCACUUGAUCAGGCAACAAAUACAAGAAUUUUCACGGAACCAUGGUCAUAG
This is a messenger RNA of Drosophila virilis, 399 nucleotides long. The record is from RefSeq and is a predicted model, not a curated record. NCBI's taxonomy places the organism in Eukaryota, Metazoa, Arthropoda, Insecta, Diptera, Drosophilidae.